Rangifer tarandus platyrhynchus (Svalbard reindeer) is the source of this 3450-nucleotide messenger RNA. The record is from the annotation of a GenBank genome assembly. Lineage: Eukaryota; Metazoa; Chordata; Mammalia; Artiodactyla; Cervidae.
AUGUUCACCCUCUCCCUCCUGAGCCGGGGACAUGGCAAGCUGGUCCAGAACAAACAGAAGUUAGAAGUCUAUUUUGAACCGGAGGAUUACUUGAACUGGAAGUCCCCGGAAGAUUACAUCCUGGUCAGCAAACCACAGGAUGAGGGCAACACUGACCAGCGCACAUGGAGCCUCUUUCUUCCUAAAACAUUCAGCACUAGAAAAGGCGCCCUGAUCCUCUACUCAGAAGGUUUGGCUAUUUCAGCAUGGACCCCCGAAGAGAGGAGAAAAGGUCCCUACUGCCCCAAAGGCUGCAGGAAGAGGCCAGAUCUUGAAUUGCGCACACUUCAGGACCUCAAAGAAGCCAUCCUGGCGUACGGGAGGAGACAGAGAGAGCAGGACAGAGCCUGGCAGCCGUACCUUCACUUCCGAAGCCAACCAGAGAGACAGGGCCUGCGGCAGAUCCAACCUGGGUACUCAGCCAAGAGAUACCUCCGCAGCCUCUUGCGGACGUGGCCCCCUGGCACCAUAUACAAGCUCCAAUGUGCAGGAUACAUCAAGGAUUCUGUGCUGCUUCAGGACAGUCAACUUAAUGUACCAAAGAAUCUCAGGCCACGGCAGGACCUUUCAGGUGUACCUCCCAAAUACCAUCUCCUGCCUGUCUUCCCUCCAUUUUGGAUUCAACAAGGAAAAUCUUCUGGACAAGGUCAGCAGGACCUGCGUGAAGGGAAAGCUGGGGCUGGUGGACAAGUGGACCAGGGCUCUGUAGCCAAGGACCGUGGCAGCCAGGGGACUCGCUUGCCACCACUCAGGAAGCAGCCCUGGCAGGAAGACGAAACCCAGACAGAGGACACGUCAAAAGACAAUCACUGUUGUAUCCAUGCUUCAAAAGAAAGCCACCAUGAAAAAGCACAGCAAACCUCCAGGAGGACCCUCGGGCAUGCCCUCUUCGAUCACUCUUGGCUCCUGCAUGACAAAUCCCACACGAAAUUCUACUACGGAGGCACCUUCCCCCACAGGAAGGCAGACCUCAGCGACAAACAAGGGACUAUGACUCUGCACCAGGGCAGAAGCAGCCACUUGUUCAAGGAGCCUCCUGCCGAACGAUGUCUUUUCCCUCCUGUAGAACCUGCUGCUGGCUCAGAAAAAAACAUGCCUGGGGAUGUGAAGAAGAAAAAGGUACCUAAAGCUUUGAAAUUACCCCUUAUCUCAGAAGAACCACCCAGAGUCCUGGACCCCCCGAGAAGUCAACUUAAAGCCAGUGAGCCCCCAACAGAGCUCUUCAUCUUCCCUGUGGAGAUUCAUUAUCACAGCCAACACCCGCCAAAAGGCAAGGCGCGAAGAAGAGGUGCUCCACAUCCUGAGUCAGCACCAGAAACAGAAGAAGAGCAUGGGCCGUCAUGGAGACCUCCCCUGAAGCAGGUGUCCCUAAGAAGGUCAAGGGCGUUAAGAGUGCAUCUCCCAGUGGACACAGACAGGGACACACUCUCGCCUCAAGAGGAUGUUGCUCCGCCCCAGAAGGGGGCCUCAUCACCGUCCCUGAGGAAAGGAAAGAGAAGUCCAGAGAGCCAGAGAGGCCCAGACAGCCCCAGGACAUCAGGCCACAGCAGCCCCACAGGCCCCACACGUGACAGACCAGCUGGGGGGGCACUUCCAGCAGCAGGACGAGCCUAUGAAUCUGUCAGUUCAAAUGCCGUCCACGGAGAGGAGGAAUCUAGUAUUCAACAUCUACUAAAAGUAAACACAGAAUACAGAACAGAUCUUCAUAUGAACCUUAAUGAGACCUCACCUUUGACUCAAAAGCCAGAGAAUCAGGGAGCCCAGCAGUCCUUGGAGGCAGCAGCUCAGAAGACAGGGGAGCCUCAAAGUUGUAUAAAUAAAGGGCUGAUAUGUUCAAACAGAAAAGAAUUUUACACGCGCAAGCUGCACCUCGACAUGAUGCCGUUCCUGAAGGCAAGUGGAGAAGAGAUGGAUGAUCAUGAAGAGGCUGGAGAACUCCUCAGAGAAAAUCAUCCAGACGCUCAAGACCCAGUGCCGAGGGAUAUGACCCUUGACCCUCUUUGUGCUUCCCUGGAUGAGCACAUGCAGACCCCUGAGGCAGACACUGUCCAAAAGGUGAGCAAAGAUUAUAAUGUGCACCAUCGGCACAGAGGACUUCCAGGACGUGGGCCUGACUCACCAGAAGGGCUGGAUCCUUUAGACACAUCUUUUCUUCCAAGAGAAAAAGAAGGGAAGACUGAGCCAAGGCUGUUCAACCAGCAGACAUCAAACAGCAUCAGUAACGAGAUGGAGUUGAUUGAAAAAACCAAGAGCAAGAAAAGGGCCAAGACAGAUAAGUCCAAGGCACCCAAGAGGGAGAAAGAAGGAAAAUUCGGUGAGGAAGCAGAGGCUGCUGUUGGAAAGUCAAAGGAAUCAAAAGUUGAAAAGAAAUCAGAGCUAAUUGCCAAAGGAAAAAAACCAGGAGCCAAAGGGAAAAGGACACGGAAGGAAGGGAAUCUGGAAACAGCUGCGGAGCUGAGUGGGCCUGGUGUCAUUAACUCUAAGGAAACCAAAGACCGCUCAGGCGGAGGCGUCUUCCGCUCAGGCUCUGGUGUAGAGGACCCUUGGCUCUCUUCCAAAGUUGAGGCUCCUGAGAGUCAAGUUUCUAUAGAUGGAAGGUCAUCGCCCACCCAGACUGCAACUGUCCCUGCAAACACGGAACAUGAAGGAGAGGGAAGCCACGAGGACCCUUCUAAGGCCUUCCUCGUCAAGAAGGAACGAGAGAAGGCUUCCCGGGACAGGCUGCGAGCAGAACGGGCCGAGAUGAGGCGGCUGGAGGUGGAGAGGAAGAGAAGGGAGCAAGAGGAGCGGCGGCGGCUGGAACAGGAGCAGCUGGAGAGGGCGGAGAGGAUGAAGGAAGAACUGGAGCUGGAGCAGCAGCGCCGCGCGGAGGAGACCCGCCUCAGGAAACAGAGACUUGAGGAAGAACGACAGCGGCGGGAGGAGGAGGAGAGAAGGCAGUGGCUCCAGUUGCAAAUGGCCCAGGAGCGAGCUCGGCAGCAACAGGAGGAGUUCCGGAGGAAAUGUCAGGAGCUGCAGAGGAAGAAGCAGCAGGAGGAAGCUGAGAGGGCUGAGGCAGAAAAGCAAAGGCUGAAGGAGUUGGAAAUGCAGUUAGCAGAAGAGCAAAAGCGCCUGAUGGAAAUGGCUGAAGAAGAACGGCUGGAGUACCAGCGGCAGAAACAGGAAGCAGAAGAGAAGACUCGGCGGGAAGCAGAGGACAGACGGCAGAAGGAAGAGGAAGCGGCAAGGCUGGCUCAGGAGGAAGCCAUGAAACAAGCCCAGGAGCAAGCCAGGCAAAAAGAUGCUUUGAAGAAACAUCUUCAUUUCCACCAAGAACUCCAUAAGGAAGCCAGUGGCCUGCAGUGGACACACAACAUUUCCAGACCAUGGGUCUACUCUUACUUUCAAUUCCUACAAAUACCAAGACCUUAA